Molecule: messenger RNA, 745 nt
Organism: Rhododendron vialii
Lineage: Eukaryota; Viridiplantae; Streptophyta; Magnoliopsida; Ericales; Ericaceae
Product: 11 kDa late embryogenesis abundant protein-like
Exons: 2
Coding region: 121-546 (141 amino acids)
Biological process (GO): embryo development ending in seed dormancy
Source: RefSeq, a predicted model, not a curated record
UUUCUUCAUCUCACAGUUUUUGGUGUAUUGAAGAGUAUCAUCUGCUGUGGAUCAAGAUCAGUCUUUGGAGCUUUAGGAUAGAGAAAAAGGUUGAAAGGAGAGAGAAAGAGAAAGAAAAAAAUGCAAGGUGCGAAGGAGACAGCAUCCAACGUGGCGGCUUCGGCCAAAUCCGGCUUGGAGAAGGCCAAAGCCACCACCCAAGAAAAGGUGGAAAAGAUGACGACACGUGACCCUGUUGAGAAAGAAAUGGCAAGAGAGAGGAAGGAAGAGAGAGUGACCCAAGCCGAGCUCGACAAGCAGGAGGCGCGCGGGCACAACGCCGCAGCGAGGCACACCGGGACCCAUGACUACACCGCCACCGAAACCGGAGGAGCCCCGGAUUACCUGACCGGAGACCCGGGGUACACCACUGGAGUACAGCCCACCCGCCGCCAGACGGGGGGCGUGGUCGGGUCGCAGAACCGGCCCGGGGAGUACACGGGAACCGGGCAGGUCCCGAUUCGGGACACCCAGACGGGUGUGGGCCACCCAGACCAUGCAGCGUGAAGGCACUGGUGGCGCCUAUGAUGAUAGAGGAGGGUACUAAGCGCACGUGUGGGGCUGUGGUGGCGCUGCAUGUCUAGCUUGCGUUGUACUCCAGUAAUAAUGGUUGUGUUUUUAGUGGUGUUUGCUUGGUUUGUGUAGUAGGUGGUGUUGUGUUUGGUGUUUGUAAUGUUUCAGUUUUAUAUGAUGAAUGAAUAAAAUG